AUGUCUGAUAAAAAAGCAAAACCUACAAGACCUACAAAGUCUGAAAAGUAUCAAAAUAUUGACAAGGUUGAUAAGUCCGAAAAACUAGAUAAAGCCAGUGUUAAGAAGGCUUUUGACGUCUUCGACUAUAACGGCAAUGGUAUCUUGUCCCUCGCCGAAAUCGAUAGAGCUGUCCUUGAACUCUACCCGCAACUCGCAAAAGAUAAGCCCGCCAUCAUGAGAGCUUACAAAGCUGCUGACGCUUCAAAUGAUGGUUUCAUCGACUUUGAAGAAUUUGGCCGCCUUGUUGAUCUCCUUUAUUAUUACAACGACCUAUUCAAGAUUUUUAAGAAACUUGAUACAGAUAGUGACAGACGUAUCAGUUUUGAGGAAUUCAAGAAAGGACAUAAGCUCAUGGGAAUAGAAGCGCGUUCGGAAGCACAACUUAAGAAGGAGUUCAAUGAAAUCGAUACGAACGAAGGAGGGUUUAUUCUCUUUGAUGAGGUAAUGAGAGAUCUCUGA
This is a messenger RNA of Funneliformis geosporum, 501 nucleotides long. NCBI's taxonomy places the organism in Eukaryota, Fungi, Glomeromycota, Glomeromycetes, Glomerales, Glomeraceae. The record is from the annotation of a GenBank genome assembly.